This is a messenger RNA of Physella acuta, 393 nucleotides long. RefSeq lists its product as uncharacterized. The record is from RefSeq and is a predicted model, not a curated record. Lineage: Eukaryota; Metazoa; Mollusca; Gastropoda; Physidae.
AUGACCAGUAACCUUUGUCUCAAAAAUCCCUAUAGUUGUAACCUGCUUGAAACUACAAGCCCCUGUCCAAGCCCCCAGCCCAAGCCCCUGUCCAAGCCCACAGUCUCCAAGCCCCUGUCCAAGCCCCCAGUCUCCAAGCCCUUGUCCAAGCCCCCAGUCUCCAAGCCCCUGUCCAAGCCCCCAGUGUCCAAGCCCCCAGUCUCCAAGCCCUUGUCCAAGCCCCCAGUCUCCAAGCCCCUGUCCAAGCCCCCAGUCUCCAAGCCCCUGUCCAAGCCCCCAGUCUCCAAGCCCCUGUCCAAGCCCCCAGUCUCCAAGCCCCUGUCCAAGCCCCCAGUCUCCAAGCCCCUGUCCAAGCCCCCAGCCCAAGCCCCCUGUCCGAACCCCAGUAUCUAG